Messenger RNA from Acanthaster planci (crown-of-thorns starfish), 1481 nucleotides. Its product is annotated as grpE protein homolog 1, mitochondrial-like. Lineage: Eukaryota; Metazoa; Echinodermata; Asteroidea; Valvatida; Acanthasteridae. Gene Ontology annotation, cellular component: PAM complex, Tim23 associated import motor. The record is from RefSeq and is a predicted model, not a curated record. Gene Ontology annotation, biological process: protein import into mitochondrial matrix; protein folding. Gene Ontology annotation, molecular function: adenyl-nucleotide exchange factor activity; protein-folding chaperone binding; protein homodimerization activity.
GGGAGUUCAAAGGUGAUGUAAUAUUCAAAAUGGCGACGGCCAUGCAGCUGCGAUCAGUGGCGAGAAGUUUGCUUUUACCGAGACUGAGUGCUUCUAGAUUGCUUAGAAAUAACAAUCAAAGAAUUCAGUGGCAAUCAACAGAGACACAGGAAGCUAGCAAGUCAGAUGCAAAGGUGACAGAGAAGAGUGCACCGACAGAGGGCGGCAAAGCAGAGGAGAAAACAGACUUAAGUGCGGCGGAGAAGACCCUCAAGGAGGAGAAGGAGAAACUUCAGGCACAGAUUGCUGAAAUCACAGAUAAGUAUAAGCGAGCGCUUGCAGAGACAGAAAAUGUCCGGACGAGAUACAAGCGGCAGCUGGACGACAGCAAGCUGUAUGCCAUCCAGGGCUUCUGCAAGGACCUGCUGGAGGUGUCGGACAUCCUGGACAAGGCCAUGGGCAGCGUGCCUGAGGAAGAGCUGAAGCGGAAGGAAAAUGAGUCACUGCGGAGCCUGUACCAGGGCCUGCAGAUGACAGGAACAGAGCUGCAGAAGGUAUUUAACAAGCACAAUCUUCAUCGGAUUGAUCCUCUGGGGCAGAAGUUUGACCCGAACCUCCACGAGGCUAUGUUUGAGGUCCCUGCCGAGGAAGGAAAGAACCCCAGCGACGUUGCUGUGGUGACCAAAAUCGGCUACCGGCUCCACAGUCGGACAUUACGACCGGCCCUGGUUGGCGUGGUGAAAGCCUCAUGAUGCGUGUCCGAGCUGUUAGAUAAUGACUAUUUAAAACCAGGGGUGGUUCCGUGCUUGUUUCGAGGGGACAGAUUGCAGAUGACUGCCACUUUUCUGUUUUGUUGUCACGCUGCUGUGACCGAGUCGGGUCUUCGCGGAGAGGUUUUGGACAUCUUGUAAUAGAAGCAACAGUGAACCUUUCUUACACAUGCAUAAUCUCGCCCCUCUUUGUAGCUCUUAUGAUAAACACAGGUCAUCACUUUAGAAAUGUCCUUGGGAACUGAAACAAAGUUCAUUAUUCACAGUUUGGAAAUAAUUUUGCUUCAGUAAUGCUCUCAUACAGGCUAGUUUUAAAAAAGGGACAAGAAACAAGCAUUUUAAUAAUUCAGAUUAAAGGCAAUUGGGUACCAUUUACAGAUUUGUAAGUCACACGAGUUAGAAAUAGUACAUUUGUCAAGUACUCACCUGACAUAGCCCACUUCUACAUCAGUGAAAUUUGGAGAAAAUGGAUUUUAAGGUGCCCUAGUUUCAGUUUGCACCUUGCAGUUACCAAAAACCUCAAAGGAGUUUUGGCAGGUUGCCAGGGAGAUAUUUCCCUCGGUAUUCAAAGGGGCACCGCAGAACGGUGCGUGCAUGCAUGAUCUGGUUCUUGUGGUGUUGACAUAUCAUUUGUCUUUUCAUGACAAAAUUCUCAACCGCGGCAAAAAAAGGUGCAUGUUUGGGAAUGUCAGUUAUUAAAGAGAACAAGAAUAAAGACAUCAUUUAAAAGCA